Drosophila willistoni is the source of this 2629-nucleotide messenger RNA. RefSeq names its product P protein-like. Gene Ontology annotation, cellular component: membrane. Bases 209 to 2284 code for a protein of 691 amino acids. NCBI's taxonomy places the organism in Eukaryota, Metazoa, Arthropoda, Insecta, Diptera, Drosophilidae. Gene Ontology annotation, biological process: transmembrane transport. The record is from RefSeq and is a predicted model, not a curated record. The transcript is spliced from 2 exons.
AAUCGAGGACUUAUCCAAAAUAUCUCUCAAUUCCCAAAUUACUCUAUUUUAACAAGAGAUUCCAGGAUUUGGUAUAUUGGUUCAAAUUAACAGUCGACCUAAGUAAGUUAUAAAAUUAAUUUAUUAAGGGUGCUUUAAAUUUGCUUCUGUCACUUGAAAUAAGCAUUGACUUUACACUCAACACUAAUACUAAAUAAGGCAAGAAUCCAUGUUUCUGUUCCAAGAAAACGAUGACGAAGAUGACAUUGACGAUGGUCUCACCGAACAAGUACGAAAACGACGUGCCAUAAUACGGCUAAUAGGUCUCUGCGCCAAACUCUUUCUGCUAAUGUUCGUUUGGAUAUUUGCCACAAUAGUGUUGAUUACAAAGAAGCCACAUGAGUUGGAGGAAUUCUGCGUGUCGGUGGAACCGCUUAAAGUGUACAGUACUGACAUAACAAAUGAACCGCCUCGUGGCGAGGUCGAAAUAGAUAUAGGCGCUGGAAUCGAUGAGGAGUUAAUGGAAAAUCCCGAUUUGGUUACGGAGAACUCAAGCUCUGUUAAUGUGUGGUUGCAAUAUGUGGAUAUAGAUACGAGACAAACUCUCUGGCAGAGUGAGAAAUGGACAGUCUAUCUCCUGGAAACCGAAACUAAGCAGAUGAUAGAAUACUACAAUUUUUUUAAAGUUUCCCCGAAAGAAUCGUCGACCAAUGUACUUCAGCUGGCGAUGAACACGACCAGUAAACAAAUUGAAUCGUUAUUGACGAGGUUGGAUGUAUCUCCGGUGGAUACGUCUGGCGGUGUUAUAUAUGCAUUUCUAUUGUUGAUCUUCCUUUAUGUUCUUAUAAUUUGGGAUAUUACGGACCGAACGUUCGCUGCGUUGUUAACCUCUAGUGCGUCAAUUGGAGUCCUCGCCCUAAUGGACGCCAGGCCAUCACUUAAAACUAUAUUGUCUUGGAUUGAUAUAAGCACUUUGAUGCUCCUUUUCGGUAUGAUGGUCUUGGUUGGAAUUUUAUCAGAGUCUGGAGUAUUUGACUAUCUAGCCGUUGUGGCCUAUCGCCAAUCUAAAGGACAUGCCUGGCCGCUGAUAUUUUUCUUGUGCUGUUUUACUGCCAUUAUCGCGUGUGUUUUGGAUAAUGUCACAAUGGUUAUGCUCAUGGUUCCGGUAACUAUUCGUUUGUGCGAGGUAAUGCGUCUGCGGACUAUUGAAGUAUUAAUAAGCAUUGUCAUAUUCUCGAAUCUUGGCGGUACCAUAACGCCAGUGGGUGACCCCCCAAAUGUGAUUAUAGUCUCGGAACCCUUUGUCGCUAAACGAGGAAUUAACUUUCUCAGUUUUACUGUGCACAUGCUUCCAGGUGUACUUUUCAGCAUGUUGGGGACUUUUGGCGUACUAUACUUAAUGCUGCGUAAUAGGAUACACAUGAGUGAGGGUGAACAGAGAAGAAAAUCCUUAAAGGUCCUAAACAAAGAGAUGGCCAAGGUGUUUGCCACAACGGAGGUCGAGGAUCAAUUGAGGGAGGCUAUAUCAAAACGCAUUGACGAGAUUAAGGCAGCACAUCGUAAUAAAAAUUCGUCAUUUCUUAGGCCAGUACCAAAUUUUAUCGACACCCUUGCUGAGCUGGAGGUGAAGCAUAAGAUAAGGAAUGUGCCUUUAUUAAUCAAAUCCAGUAUUGCCAUGGGUCUUGCCGUUUUACUGUUUCUUCUUCAUUCAUUUCCCUUCAUGGAAGCCGCCAUAUUACCCUGGAGUGCUGUAUUAGCUGCUUUGCUGCUUCUCAUUCUAACGAAUUCGAAUGAUUUAGAAGUUGUACUAGCAAAAGUGGAAUGGUCGACAUUACUCUUCUUUGCCGCUCUGUUCGUACUUAUGGAAGUACUGGCUCAAUUGGGUUUAAUCUUGUGGAUCGGAGAAAAAACAAUAUCUGUAAUAGUCUCAGUCAGCAGAGAGCAUCAGUUAACAGUUGCCUUUUCAUUACUUCUGUGGGUCUGUGCUAUAACUUCAGCUUUUGUUGAUAAUAUUCCGAUUACCACUAUGAUGUUGAGAGUGGUCAUUGCAUUGGCCAAAAGUACGACCCUUAAUUUACCGAUCGCUCCCCUCAUCUGGGCACUAGCCUUUGGAUCUUGUUUUGGUGGCAAUGGCACUUUGAUCGGUGCAUCGGCAAAUGUCGUUACAGCGGGCUUAGCCAAUCAACAUGGCUACAGAAUAACUUUCAUGGACUUCUUCAAAUUUGGGUUUCCCGUCAUGAUUGUCUCUGUUGUGGUGUGCCAGAUAUAUCUACUCAUUGCGCAUUCCCUCUUUUCAUGGCAUUGAAAUUGAGCACGACGAUCUUAUUGAAAACUUGAAUCUAUCAAUCCAUCCUAAAUGGAUUAGGAAAGUUAUUGGUGACAAAUCACAAUCAAUCUAUAAAAGACUUUGUGCUUUGACUCCAAUAACUUUUCUAAUCAAAUUAGUAGAUGGCGUUUCAUAUUCAAUACUUGAUACUCAACUCUUGCAUUCAGAAAAUGGAAUUCCUACCGAUUUUGAGAAAUUUAAUGUUACAUUACAACAGUCUAGUGACGGGGUCAAAGGGGGGAUUUAGGUUGUACUGUAUUGACAUUAACGAAGUUGUAUUCUUAUAUUAUUAACAUUAAAUUAAAAGUCAUUUUAGUAAAACAA